CACGUGCUAGCAUUUGAAAUUAAACGCGCAGCGACAGAAUAAUAACAACAACACUGCUGCUUGUAUUUCAUUCAGACAGCAGUAGAAUAAGAGGAAUCUUUUAUAUUUGACGGAGGACUGAUGGCUGAAUGCGAGUUUUCAGGUAAUAACAACAUUUUGCUGCCUCAGAAGAUGGAGGAACUUGCACCGCCUGAGAUGAAGAGCAUCCCAGGAAACCAUGCUGAGACUGUGCACUCAUUACAAACUCAAGGGGAGCCUCCUGUCCUGAUGGAGGGUCAGCUUCAAAUUAUGUACUCAAAAGAACAGGUGUACCAGGUUGAGGAAGAGUUCUCCUUUGAAGAGCUCCGAGCCCAGCGCUACUACAAAGCUUUGAGAGAAAAAGCUGCACACCUGAAAAAAAUGAAGCAGGACCUUCAGCUUCAGAUCGAGCAGAAACAGAGACUGAUUCUGCAGAGAAACAGCACAGCUCCGCUGCAGAUCAUCGGCGAGGAGGCUGAAUCUAAAGAUAUGUGUGAAUCUGUUGUCACGAUGGUGAAAUCAGCUCCGUUUAAAAUAUACAGUGAACAGGAAGUAGGCUUGAUGUAUACCAGUAAGAGCUCAGUGAAUCAAGAUGAAGACACGAGUAAAGGUGGAAGUGACGCUAAACUGCACAAGACCGCAACAUCAAAACCAUUCACCAUUUUUGAUGAGAAUACUCAGCCAAACGAAAUUUUAAGAGCUUCUACAACAAACCGCAAAUCUUUUAAGCUGCCCACCUUGAAUCUAAAAGCCCAGAGGUCUAACGCAGAACUCUACACCGACAAAGAUGCAUCCAUCUCACACUCUGAGGAAGCCAUAAUCAACGGCCACUGGAAUAAAACUCUGUGUCGGAGUCCAAAUGACACGUGUGAAUUCGCCCAUGCCGCUCAGUUCGCUUCUACACCGUUCGGAGGAGUUGAGAGGCAGAAACAGCCCAAGGCAGCGUUGAAGGAGAGUCAAACUGCUCCUGAAACCACCAAAGCAUCAAACACUGAUUCAGCCGUAGACACUAAAAAACUCAGUCCAAUCCUAGAGAUCAGUCACGAAUGUGGUGCCACUUCCUUCGUGGCCUUCUCCCACGAACCAAUGAAACGCUCAGACGACAGUGAUGUCACUCGAGCUGUGGAGAGAUCAGAGAGCAUGCCGGAGAACGCAGUUGUUAAAUGCGUGGAUGUGUGCAGUGCGGAGGUCAGAAUCAGGCUGCUUCAGCAAACAGACAUGACGUCAUUCUCCAACUUCCACAGAGAAACUGGACUGAUGCCCACGGCCUGUGGAGAUGACGACCUGAAUCUCGGUGGAGAGAUGUUGUUUUACCGCAGUAAACUGGGCAAACUGACGGACUACACGCUGUAUACGUCCAGCACUGGUAUUGUAGUAGUGAAGGUGGACUAUUCUGCAGUGCCGUGGGAUUUCUACAUCAGCUCAAAGCUCAGAGCUCGACACUCUUCUGAUGCUCACGAUUCUUCAGAUGUCCAAAUAUCCUGUUAUUUUUAUGAGAACGGCUGCAUCACUUUAUGGAGAGUUCCUCAUGGAGACACUGUUCAGGAUCUACUAGCCAAGCCAAUCACUCAUCGAUACAAGAUGCCACUUCUUAUCAUUCAGCUACUGGAGAUGAUGAAGCACUUUCAUUCUUGUCAUGUGAUUCAUGGAGGCCUGAAGCCUAAAACACUUUACCUUUAUGGCAGUGGGUUCCUGGCACUGGAUUUCUCACACUCGGUGGAUCUGGAGCUCCAGACUGAAGUGAAAACGGCUCAAGAUCUUCCUUCAUCUCAGAUCUACAUUGAACAGGGACUUCUGCUGCCCGCUGCCUCACCUUAUCAGGUGGAUCUCAUUAGUGUUGCAGAAAUCGUGCAUAUGUUACUAUUUAAUCGACCGAUGAAGGUGCUGCGGAGGAACUCGUGCUGGAGUUUAGAUGAAGAUUCUGAAUCCCAUCACAGUCCUGUCGAGCCCGUAUGGAAGGAGUUUUUCCACAUUAUUUUAAAUCCAGGGAACACAUCAACAGAGCUCGUUUUGUCUGAUCUACUCAUUUACACGAGGAACAGCUUAUGAAUAACACAGUCACAUACUCUCUCAAAUACAUCAACAGUUACACUAGCUGCUUCUGGCACUUUCAAGGUGUAAUCCAUGGCGACAUCAUUUAAAGUAAAAUAAUUGUAUGCAUAGCGUUUCCUCAAAGCAUAAAACAUCAGCAUGUGAAAAGUUGAAAGUAAAUUUUUAUAUUGUUAUACACAUUUAUAAACUAUUUUGACAGCACGAUUGUCUGUUUGAAUUGAUUAAAAAAUAUAUUUAAAUUAAUAUUUUUAAUCUUUGCAGUCAAAGCCAUCUGAGAACUUAAUUUAGUCCUUUAAAAGAUGUUGCUUUAUUGAAAGUGUCUUAUUAGAUGGCUCUCUGGAAUGCUUGAUUCUGAUUGGUCAUUCGUUAUGUAGAGGUCAUGUCAUUUAGUCAUAACAGAUCGGUCAUCCGGGUAUUGCGAGUCAUCUUUCCUACUCCUUGUAUCACUCUGCGAUCUCUACAAGUAAGCUAAUAAAAUAAUUUCAACUCAAGAUCAAUACUUCACGUCCAUUAAUUGACUUACUUGACAAGUAGUCUUGUAAUAAGCUGGAUAAUGAGCAGUCACACGGUCAUUUUCGCAAUGGAAACAAACAAAAUUCGACAAAAACUGGAGGUGGAAUUCCGCUGUUUCUGGAGACUCCAUGGUCUCUUCUCACAUCAACACAUUCAACGCAUAUCAAUAUUUUCAUGUCCAUUUAUUUAUUUGGUAGGUAUUUGUGUAAUAAGCUUGAUAAUGAGCAGACAUUCAGUCAUUAUCUCAAAAUAAACACCUUCAGGCUGAUACAAGUGUCUUUCGCUCCAUGCUGGGAAGGGUUAUUUUGAUAACAACAGGUUGACUGUACAUGAUCCCUUAUCUAACCAAUAAGGUACGAGAAGUUGUUGAGGGCACAAAUGUAAUAAAUAUCCUAACAAAGGCACUAAAUGUAAUAGCUAUUGGUUCUAAAUGUAAUCACGGCCCUAAAUUAACCCUUUAAGCUCGGAUGGGCAUUCCGGCAAAAAUUCUCAUCAAAAUAUUAAUAAAUAUAGUUUUGACUAACAAAUAAUAGGUAUCGUUUGAAAGCUUAGAAUAUCUGCUUUCCAGUGCAUGUAGACAUUAUGACCAAAACUGAACAAGUGUUUUGACAUUUGCAGAUAAAUCAGAAGUGUCCCAUUUAGAUAAUUUAUUAAAAAACAUUUGCAUUGUACAUAUUAUUGCAAUCAGUACAAACAUCAAACUGAUCAAAUAGUCCAUGUGUUAUAUGUUGUUGGAAAGAUCUCAAAGAGUAGAAUACAACCAGCCUAUUUGUUUUACUCACAGACAAAAAUAUAGUGAGUAAUUGCUAAGUAUAUGUCUUUGACAAUUAUGUUGGUGUUGCUUAUAUGCAGCGUUUUUGCUCAUAAAUUCACGAUAAAUAAACUAAACAUAAAAUAUCACAUAUCAUUAUUUAGAGGAGGUGAUUAUCUUUCAAACGAGUCCACACACAAGAUAAUCAGAUGUAUAGAUCAUUAGAUAAUCCACAUGAAGCACAAUGUUACAUAUGACCACCAGGAGAUGGCGCCAAAUACAUGACACAGACUCAAUGAUGACUCAAAUGACACAGAAUGAAACUCAUUCUGUGAAAUCUCAUUACUAAAAUCAUGGCUGCAUGCUAUGUUGACAUGAUUGGGAACAAAACAAAAUC
Molecule: messenger RNA, 3731 nt
Organism: Myxocyprinus asiaticus (Chinese sucker)
Lineage: Eukaryota; Metazoa; Chordata; Actinopteri; Cypriniformes; Catostomidae
Product: mitotic checkpoint serine/threonine-protein kinase BUB1 beta-like
Exons: 18
Coding region: 121-2067 (648 amino acids)
Biological process (GO): mitotic spindle assembly checkpoint signaling; meiotic sister chromatid cohesion, centromeric
Molecular function (GO): protein kinase activity
Source: RefSeq, a predicted model, not a curated record